Serinus canaria (Common canary) is the source of this 1455-nucleotide messenger RNA. Its product is annotated as inactive pancreatic lipase-related protein 1. The transcript is spliced from 12 exons. Bases 1 to 1410 code for a protein of 469 amino acids. The record is from RefSeq and is a predicted model, not a curated record. Gene Ontology annotation, biological process: lipid metabolic process. NCBI's taxonomy places the organism in Eukaryota, Metazoa, Chordata, Aves, Passeriformes, Fringillidae. Gene Ontology annotation, molecular function: triacylglycerol lipase activity; protein binding.
AUGCUCGGAAUUUGGAUUCUUGGCCUGUUUCUGCUCAGUGCAGCAGAAGGCAAAGAAGUUUGCUAUGAUAGGCUUGGGUGCUUCAGCGAUGAUGCACCAUGGUCUGGGACUGUGGAAAGGCCAAUCUACAAAUUACCCUGGAAACCAGAGAGCAUAGGCACUCAGUUCCUGCUGUACACUAGACAGAACGAGAAUUACGCUCAAGAGGUGUCUGCUGUUGAUAAGUCAACAAUCACGGCCUCAAAUUUUAAUACAAACAGGAAGACCCGAUUUAUUGUACAUGGAUUUAUUGACCACGGAGAAGAAAACUGGUUGUCAGACAUGUGCAAGAGGAUGCUUAGUGUGGAAGAUGUGAACUGCAUCUGUGUGAACUGGAAGAAAGGUUCCAGGUGUCAGUACACCCAGGCAGCCAACAACAUCCGUGUCGUGGGUGCUGAAAUCGCUUAUUUUUUGAAUGUUCUCAUGGAUGACUAUGGAUACUCCCCAGCUCAUGUUCACAUCAUUGGCCACAGCCUGGGAGCACACGUUGCUGGAGAGGCCGGCCGGAGGCGCCCGGGCAUCGGCAGAAUUACAGGACUGGACCCUGCACAACCUUAUUUUCAAAACACUCCAACUGAAGUCAGACUGGAUAAAUCUGAUGCAGAAUUUGUUGACGUUAUCCACACAGACUCAGCUCCCACAAUCCCCAACUUAGGUUUUGGCAUACGCACACCUGUGGGACAUCUUGACUUUUAUCCAAACGGAGGAGAGGAGAUGCCUGGCUGUGACAAGAAUGCUAUUUCACAGAUCGUAGAUCUCGAUGGCAUCUGGGAAGGAACUCGGGACUUUGUGGCUUGCAAUCACUUGCGGAGUUACAAGUAUUACUCGGACAGUAUCAUGUACCCUGACGGAUUUUUAGGCUAUCCUUGUGCUUCAUAUAAUCUUUUCCAAGAAGGAAAAUGCUUCCCGUGCCCAGAAGAGGGAUGCCCAAAUAUGGGUCACUACGCAGACAGAUACAAGGACAAGAUUAAAAAUAAUGAACUCACAAAAUUUUACCUGAAUACUAGAGAGACCAAGAAUUAUCCUCUUUGGAGGUACAAAGUAUCUGUGACCCUCUCUGGAAAGAGCAAAGUAAAAGGAUACGUGAAUGUUGCCCUGUACGGCACUAAUGGGAACACAAAGCAGCACCAGAUCACCAAGGGUACCCUCAAACCAGACAACACUUACAUAGCCUACAUUGAUGCAGAAGUUAAUGUGGGACAGGUUACCAAGGUUAAAUUCCUUUGGAACAACAACUUGCCCAACCCAACUCUUCCUAAACUGGGAGCUGCAACUGUCACAGUAGAAGCUGGGGGAAAUAGAGCACAGUACCGUUUCUGUGGGUCUGAGAUUGUGAGGGAGGAUGUCCUGCUGACUCUGAAUGCUUGCUAACAGCACAUUUGGAUCCCCAAAUCCUUGUUACCAAUAAAAGCACAC